This is a messenger RNA of Ochotona curzoniae (black-lipped pika), 3510 nucleotides long. RefSeq lists its product as uncharacterized. NCBI's taxonomy places the organism in Eukaryota, Metazoa, Chordata, Mammalia, Lagomorpha, Ochotonidae. The transcript has 3 exons. The coding region runs from base 212 to 1297 and encodes 361 amino acids. The record is from RefSeq and is a predicted model, not a curated record.
AAUAAGAAAUAUUUCAAAUACUGUAAUAAAAGUGAAGCAGCUCCUUGGCAGAAGCUAGAAAUGCGGUCCUCGGACCUGGCUUCUCUGCAAUUAAUAGCCGUAAGAGGGAAGAAUUAGUUGGCUGCUGGAAAUAUACUGAGAGCACACAGAGUGUACCCAUACCUUCAGAUUUGCACCUUGCUGCCUCAGUAACCGUCCUUCGCAACUCACUAUGGCCAGUGCCAGUAGCAGUGCUGGCAUCCGAUGGUCCAGACAGGAGACACGAACUCUUUUGUCCAUACUUGGGGAGGCAGAGUAUAUCCAGCGCCUCCAGACUGUGCAUCACAAUGCAGAUGUCUAUCAGGCUGUGUCUAAACGAAUGCAACAGGAAGGCUUCCGCCGCACAGAACGUCAGUGCCGCUCCAAGUUUAAAGUGCUGAAGGCAUUAUACUUAAAGGCCUAUGUUGCUCAUGCCACCAGUGUGGGUGAUCCACCUCACUGUCCAUUUUAUGAUACAUUGGAUCAGCUUCUCCGUAAUCGGAUAGUGACUGAUCCUGACAACUUAAUGGAGGCUCCUGCUUGGGCCAAGCACUGUGAUCAGAACAUAAUGGCCUCUGACAAGCCAGGGGAAGAGGGAACCAGCGUUCUGAAGGUAAAAGAAACUCGGGCAGCUGAUCGCCAAUCUGCCUUGAAAACAGUGCAGAAAUCAGAUGAGGAUUGUCAGCUGAGAAUGAGUGGCCGGAUGCAAGAAACCAGUGACCUUGAGGAAUCCUGGGAUGAAUCCUCGGGCACAGGGUGCUCUCAAGGGACCCCCACCUACAGCACUUCCCACAAACUUUUCCGAGGUGCAGUUGCUCCUUGUGAGAGCAGCCCCGUGACCAGACUGGGUGUGUUCAACGAGCCCAGUCCCUGCACUAGCUCCAGCCGGAACUCCCCCUGUGUAGCCUCCACCCCGCGGCCUCCAGUCUCCUCCUCCAGAGUUGGUUUUGUUUCUAGAGGGCAUAGGCCUUUGACCAGUGAACCCCCUCCAAGGUGGGCAAGGCGAAGAAGGCGGUCAGUGGCCAGGACAAUUGCAGCUGAGUUGGCAGAAAACAGGAGGCUGGCACGAGAACUUUCAAAGCAUGAGGAAGAAAAACUGGACAGGCUCAUUGCUAUUGGUGAGGAAGCCAGUGCUCAGCAAGACGCUGCCAAUGAGCUUCGCAGAGAUGCUGUCAUCGCAGUCCGCCGUCUGGCCACAGCCGUGGAAGAGGCCACUGGCGCUUUUCAGCUAGGGCUCGAAAAAUUGUUUCAAAGGUUGAUUUCAGAUACCAAAAGCUAGCGACCGUUGUCAUCUGACACUCUGGUUCCUUUUUCAUCUCCGCAGGAAAAAAAGCUGCAUGGAGGGUGGGGAGAAGACAAGCCAUUAAUAUACAGAAUAGUAGGAAUAUACCUACCUUUGCUGAGGCUCUCCACUAAUUGAGAGGUCUGUCAGAAAUAGGAGGAGUGGUCUAAGAGAAAACCCUGGGGCCAAGUCCGAGAGAGCUAGUGUGUCAUGGCUUUGUCACUGACGUGAGAAAAUUUCACUUUCCCCUGUCAACAACAGUUUCCCCAUUUGUAAAGCAGGCCUUGCUCACAGGGCUGUUGUGAGGAUCACAUGGCUCACAGAUGUGAAAAGGUUUGAAAGCAAUAUACACAUGUAACCAACUGAUGCACAUGACCUUGUCUGAGGCAAAGCUGGGGUGAGCACAUCAGUUUACAAGAUAGAGACGUAUGGUUGUAUCGUGACCUCAUUGCUCGAAUCUUUACUAGUUUAUCCUGUUUCGUGGAGUUUUGACAGCUUUUUUUUUUUUUAAGUCCCUCUGUGGCUCCUUAGACACUAGGCACAACAAAUAUUCACAGCUAUCUAUUCUGUUUUAACUGCUGUGUCUGAAUAGCACUGAAUAGGCUUCUGUUUUAGCUUUGGUAACACUAGAGGGCAGUGUGGACAAAGACUCCCCAAUCAAUAACUCCCAUUUAAGUGGAGACCCUCACUAGUAACUGCUUUCUCGCCACUUCCACCUCAUUACACUGACACAAGAAGAGAUGAUGAUGAUAAGCUGUACUUUCAGUUUGGAAAAAAAAAAAAGCCAUUACUGAGCACCAUUAAACUCACUUCAAGCUUUUUAUGGGUUACUUAGUACUUACAGAAAAUACAAAUAGGAGUUCUUGAGAUUUAGAAAGCUUUCCUGUGACUUAGAAGCUGAGAGAAAAAAAAAAAGAAUGAUUGAAUAGGGAAAGGAUUUUUCAAGCUUGGGGUGCUGGACAUGCAAAUAGGUGGGAAAAACAAACAGUGGGAGUGUGCCUGGAACCACGAAUAGAAGGCAGGCCACAAAGCAAACUCUUCUGCUGGUUGAGGGAGGGAUAUGUGAAGCAGCUGGUGUGGUGGAAUACACUUGAAUCUAGUUAGAACUCCUGGAUUAUGACCCUCAGAGUUUACUUUAUUUGGCAAAUCAUGUGCCCUUUAAAAGCCUCAGUUUUUCUUUUGUUUGAGGGACUUCUCCUAGAUGCUGUUUUUCUAGUAACUGUCAGUUUCAAAAAAGUUUCAAAAACUAUCAUAAAUGAGACAAAAUGAGUGUGUUCGUGUGACUGGUAACAAGUAUAUUUUAAGGAAGCAUUCUGUGGUAUUGGUGUGAGUAUUCUAAAAAACUUGGGACCACAACAAAUGUGCAUACUCCUUGCUUUAAAGGAACUUAUAUUAAGCAUUGGAAUUGAUACAGAUUUUAUACAUUGUCUGUAUUGUUCUGGGGCAAUCAUGGAAGGAUAGGUGUCAGAUGGAACUAGAUUACACUAAUGUAAAUAGGUAGAUUUUUUCCUGGAAAAAUAGGAAAGUUACUUGAAAACUUAGACCUGUACUAUGUAUAGCUAUUAAUGGUAGCAAAGUAUAUAGGCAAGAAUUUAUUUGACAGAAAUGCUAAAGCAUACAAGUGGAGUUAAAGUUUAUAGUUGGAUUAUGAAAUUCUAAUGGAUGAAGUAACUUGACAAAAACUUGAGAGAAUGACCUUGAAGAAAUAAACAGAAACUAGUGUCAAAUAGAGAAGCUAUAAACCUGUAGACCAAGAAAGAAUGCCCUAAGAAUCCUACCUACAGUAUGGACCCAUUGGUUUCUGUCUACACGUCCUUAAACUAACAAGUCCUUUACCAUUCUGUUACUCAGGUUAUUCUUGUAUAAAGUGGGAAACUACUAACAAUUGUCUUACCUACCUCACAGGGGUGUUGUGAGGAUGAAUGUAAAUGCUGUUAAAUAUGUAAGGCACUACAGUGAAACGUGCAGGGGAGGAACACACUAUAGCAAUGAGUGCUGGUGUGUGCCAGGUGCAUAGGCCUGCUAAGAAAUCAUCUAGAAGGAAGAGACAGUGCGUUACUGGUAACAGCUGUAAAUCAUGGUAGGACUAACUCUGCCUCUUAAAACCACAGUGUGAAUAAGGUGCUGUGUAUACCAACCUCCUACCACCCUUAUCUUUCUGUUAAGUAAUUUAAUUCUGGUAUGAAUAAAUAAAGUUUUACUUGUCUGUA